CCCGGUGUGUGAUGUGAGGAGCCUCCAAACUGCAUCUGCCUAUUAGCGCUUUGCGAACUUGUGAAGCCCAGGAGGUAAUAUCUGCCACUCUAACCUUUUUGUAUCGAUUUCCUUCGCAUGUACCUCCCACCGCCCAGUGUACAUAAAUGGCAAACGCCGGGGCUGAAAGGGUUACUGGGAGAAGCGCCUGCCUCCACCUGCUGCUGCUGCUUCACCGCGAAGUCCCGAUCGCAAGAACAAUCUGCGCGUUUUCUCCGAAUUCUGGGGGUGAGUGACGCUUUUCCAGCACCCCCAUCUCUCAAGCACCACAGGCAGCGUGACAUUGACAGGGCAGGGAAUCUCCGCCGCCCUUAUUCCUACUGGGGGAGAUCAGAGAGACCUGCAGCCCCACCGUCUCCCUCUGUUGCUGGGUGACCAGAGAAAACAUCUGCAGCCGAUCGGGCAUUUUGUUAAGUUGAUCAGCCUAAUCCAGCUGUCGUUGAUCCAGUCCGACACCAAGUACACCCGCUGGGGAAUCGUAGGAAACACCUGUGUAUCCCAUGCUCUGCCAUUCUGUAAGUUUGCAUCUACCCUUAGCCCUCUGAUUGCUUGCGGGAGCCCAAUUGUUGAUUCAGAAGCCUGAGGAAAGGUGCGAUCUAACUGUGGAGCAACAAGCGCAUUUCGUAUUUGAGCCGGGAGAGAAGAGACAGAACGCACCCUGGCAGGUAACCUGCCCUCACACUGGGCUGGAUCUGAGAGAGAGAAGGAAGCUGCUCAGUGCCAGGGUGAAGAGGGCAUCUAGGUCAAUACCAGAAAAAAGAAAUCAGCCAAUUAGCCAGGCGCUGGGUGCCUGCGAGAAUUAAAAGAGUACCCGUUAUCUGACGGGGAUGGGAACAGUCUGAUCAUUACCAGCAGUAAGUCUCUGCCCAGUACCGAAAGGGUGAAUGCAGAAGGACAGGGGCAGUCGGCUGGAAGAUAAUCAGGUUCCCCAUCAGCAGGGAAGGACCCUGUCAGACAGGAGCACCUGAGAAUAACAGUUUGUUUACCUCCCUGCCCCUGACGCUUAGAGACUUCUCCAACUGUCGAAGCCAAUUGCUUCUCCACAUCCCAGUCACUCCCCUUCCCCGCACCGCCCGACUCUCUGCGUCUCUCCCGCUCUGUCACCUGUUGGGAGGUCGGGCCCCCCAGGCCGUGUCUCUGCCAGGCCCCUAGACUGUAGCGGCCGCUCACCCGAGGAAAUCUAUGAUUAGUUCGGUGUGUGUAUCAUCCUAUCGUGGGCGCAAGUCUGGGAACAAACCUCCCUCAAAAACAUGUCUGAAAGAAGAGAUGGCCAAGGGGGAAGACUCUGGCAAGAUAACCAUCAAUGUUGGGGGGACUCGGCAUGAGACCUACAAGAGCACCCUACGGACGUUGCCCGGCACACGCCUGGCAUGGCUGGCAGACCCCGACACCGCCAGUAACUCGGAAUCUGAUUCUCAGCGGACCGAAUUCUUCUUUGAUAGGCACCCAGGCAUCUUCUCCUAUGUGCUCAAUUACUACCGCACAGGCAAGCUGCACUGCCCGGCAGAUAUCUGCGGCCCCCUGUUCGAGGAGGAGCUAGCCUUCUGGGGGAUAGAUGAGACGGACGUGGAGCCCUGUUGCUGGAUGACUUACCGCCAACACCGGGAUGCUGAGGAGGCUCUGGACAUUUUUGAGAACGUGGAACCGGAGGAUGGGGAAGAGGAGAAUAAAGGUUCCUCCCCAGAGCUUCUCUGCAUUGAGGAGAGGACGGACAGGUCCAGGGGCUGUUGGAAAGUCUGGCAACCCAAGAUGUGGGCUCUAUUCGAAGAUCCCUAUUCAUCCAGGGCUGCUCGGGUGGUAGCUUUUGUGUCCCUCUUCUUCAUCCUUAUGUCUAUUACAACAUUCUGCUUGGAGACCCAUGAGUCAUUUAUUGUGGACAGAAAUGUUACAGAGACAGUGACUAUUGGAAACAUGACAGAGAUUUUAGUGGUGAGGGAGGUGGAGACAGAACCCAUCCUCACUUACAUUGAGGGGGUCUGUGUCUUCUGGUUCACUUUGGAGUUUCUUGUUCGAAUUAUAUGCUGUCCAGACAAAGUGUUCUUUGUGAAGAACCUUCUGAACAUAAUAGACUUUGUAGCCAUCCUCCCAUUUUACUUGGAGGUGGGCCUGAGUGGGUUAUCCUCUAAAGCUGCAAGGGAUGUAUUAGGAUUCUUACGGGUUGUUCGUUUUGUCCGGAUCUUGCGUAUUUUUAAGCUGACGCGGCACUUUGUUGGUCUGCGGGUUCUGGGACAUACACUUAGGGCUAGCACAAAUGAGUUUCUCCUUCUCAUUAUCUUUUUGGCUUUGGGGGUGCUCAUAUUUGCCACCAUGAUUUAUUAUGCAGAACGAAUUGGUGCAAAUCCCACUGACCCAAGUGGAAGCAAUCAUACCCAUUUCAAGAAUAUCCCUAUAGGUUUUUGGUGGGCAGUCGUGACCAUGACCACAUUGGGAUAUGGAGAUAUGUAUCCGCAAACCUGGUCUGGUAUGCUGGUGGGUGCCUUAUGCGCCUUGGCUGGUGUGCUCACCAUUGCCAUGCCAGUCCCUGUUAUUGUAAAUAAUUUUGGAAUGUAUUAUUCUCUGGCUAUGGCUAAACAAAAGCUUCCAAAGAAGAAAAAAAAGCAUGUCCCAAAGACUUCCCAGAUGGACUCUCAGACAACGCUAAAAUCUGAGGACAACUCUCAUCGAAAUAGCACCCAGAGUGAUACCUGCCCAUUGGCUGCUGAGGAGUUAACAGAGAAAAAGAGGUCAGAUUCCAAGCAGAAUGGAGAUGCCAAUGCCGUAAUGUCAGACGAGGAUCAUGAAGAUCCCCUGCAGUUCAUGCCGUUAGAUGAGAAACGAAUAAUAAGACGUGCCAGUGCCAAAGACAGAAAUAAGACUGGGGCCUCAUGCUUUUUGCUGAGCUCUGGAGAUUUUACUUGUGCUGCUGAUGGUGGAAUUCGAAAAGGUAUGAGAGAUAUUGAUAUAGAGAUGGACUCACAGAUUCUCUUGGGACCUUCAUAAGAUAAAUAUACCAGAGUGUGUGUAAUGUGUUUCAACUAAUUUCCUAGUCUUCCUAUAGAAAACAACUUUGCAUUGUUGAAAUGUAAGCAGUCUGUCUCUGUCACUUGUGUGAGUGGUGAAUGUGGUUCUACCUCUGUAAGGUUACAGAUCUAAAUAAACGGUAUGAUAUUCAAUCAUU
Messenger RNA from Xenopus tropicalis (tropical clawed frog), 3196 nucleotides. RefSeq names its product potassium channel, voltage gated Shaw related subfamily C, member 4 (gene kcnc4). Gene Ontology annotation, molecular function: voltage-gated potassium channel activity; monoatomic ion channel activity. The transcript is spliced from 3 exons. Gene Ontology annotation, cellular component: plasma membrane; voltage-gated potassium channel complex; membrane. The record is from RefSeq and is a predicted model, not a curated record. NCBI's taxonomy places the organism in Eukaryota, Metazoa, Chordata, Amphibia, Anura, Pipidae. The coding region runs from base 1222 to 3018 and encodes 598 amino acids. Gene Ontology annotation, biological process: potassium ion transport; protein homooligomerization; transmembrane transport.